CCCACAACAGCUCAGCCCUUCCAAAAGAGAACGAGAGCAACGAAACAAACAGCACAAACAAAACAAGGAGACUGUGUGCUUUGCCGCUGCUGCCGCCGCCUCACUUGCUCGCUGACUCUGCAGCUUCCAGCAUUGAACGGGACGUGUGUGUGGGCGUGAGUGAGUGUGGACACCAACACCUUCCUCCAACCUGCAACGGACACCUUUGCUCCUGUUGACUGCGGGUACACUGGAAGAUCCAACGUUCCCAACAACGCAAACGCACACACACACAUACACAGCGCUUGCUUGCGGUGCUGCCGCCACUCCCAAAAACAUUUAUCCACAUCCACAUCCACACCCACAUCCACACACACGCACGCAUCCACACACGAGUCAACCAUCGACCAUGGCGGACGACAGCACCGUGCUGCUUGAUGGCAUGAUGCUCAAGCGGUCUCUUGGCAAGAAGGCAAUUGGACCAAAGAAAUGGACAGACCGCUACUUUGUCAUGACGGAAUCCACUCUCUACUACUACACCUCGCCGUCCAAGGACAAGUUGAAGGGAACCAUCGAUCUCGCCUCUGUUCGCGGCGUGGAGGAGGUCAUGCCCGAGGCCUUCAGCCGACCGUACAUGUUCCAGCUCAUCCGUGAUGACCACACUCUCUACUGCCAGUGCCAAAGCAUCCUCGACCAACGCCGCUGGCUGGAGGGGCUCCGGCGCCGCGCGAGCAAGAACCCGCAUCUCCUCAGCAAGUUCCACAAGGGCGUCGUCACCAGCGGCAAGUGGACUUGCUGCGGCGGUGCAAAGGAUUGCGAAGGCUGCGGCCCUUGCUUCGACUACGGCGUGUUUGAGGUCACUGCAACAAACGGUACACAGCAGCAGCAGCAGCAGCAGCAGCAGACCGCUGUAACAGCCGCAACACAACAGCAACAGCUACAGCAACAGCCGGCUGCGCCUGCGAUUCCUGCCGUCGCACAAGACUCACUCACCCCGUGCCAGUUCAAAGUUGUUGCCAUGUUCCCCUUCCACGCGCUGGAGCCCACAGACUUGAGUCUCUCCCCCGGCGAGGAGCUGGAAGUCCUCGACGCGUCACAGGAGCACUGGUGGCGCGCGCGUAACAGCAAGGGCGAGGCGGGCAUGAUCCCUGCCAACUACGUGCGCAAACCAGGCAUCGAAUCAGAACCGUGGUUCCUUGGGCGCAUCAGCCGCACAGAGGCCGGUGCCCGCCUGCGCAUUAAGGAAAAGGACGGCUACUUCCUUGUUCGCGAGAGCGAAACUCGUCCAGGCACAUACUCCCUCACACUCUUGUACAAAGGAAGCUGCCGCCACUACCACAUUAAGACGACGUCGGAGGGCCUGUACUACAUCACAGAACGCCACCAGUUCAAGUCCAUCAACGAGCUCAUCACAUACCACAAGCACAACAGCGGAGGGCUUGCGACGCGGUUGAAGUUCCCGCUGCUUGAGGAGGAGCAGCCGAGUGCGCCUGGCCUCGGGUCUGACAAGUGGCAGAUUGCGCUGGCCGACCUCAGCUUUGGGCAGCAGCUCGGCGCAGGCCAGUUUGGCGUCGUCUACAAGGGCGUCUACAAGGGCCAGCACACGGUUGCGAUCAAGACAAUGAAGCAAGGCUCCAUGAACGAGGAGGAGUUUGUUGCCGAGGCUGAAGUCAUGAAGCACUUCAAGCACCGCAAUCUUGUUGAGCUGCUCGGCAUCGUUGUUGGCGAUGACCGCGUCAUGAUUGUCACAGAAUUCAUGGAGAACGGGUGUCUCCUCAACUACCUGCGUGAGAACCCGACCUUGGUGGAGAAGCCCAGCACACUCCUCUACAUGAGUAUCCAGUGUGCGUGCGCAAUGGCUUUCCUCGAAUCCCACGGCUUCAUCCACCGUGACCUGGCUGCACGCAACUGCCUUGUUGGGCAGAACUACCUUGUGAAGGUUGCCGACUUUGGGCUUGCGCGCUACACGACAGAUGACGAGUACACGGCGUCGGAGGGCACAAAGUUCCCCAUCAAGUGGGCUGCCCCGGAGGUCUUUGAGUUUGCCCGCUUCUCCUCAAAAUCAGAUGUCUGGUCGUUUGGCAUUCUUCUGUGGGAGAUUUGGUCUGGUGGCGUGCACCCGUACCCCGACCUUUCCAACGCGCAAGUUGUGACGUUCCUAAACGAGGGCAAGCGGCUCAAGUCGCCCGCCAAGUGCCCGGACCACAUCUACUCCAUCAUGACCCAGUGCUGGCACAAGGACGUUGAGGGCCGCCCCAACUUUGCAGAGCUCUACAAGGAGCUGUGCGAGAACAAGGGUUACUACACCGAUGAUUUCCCAGACGUUGAUUCCUAAGCCAGCACCUGUUGCCUGUUCUCCUUGUUCCACGUUCUCUUGCUUCUCAGUUGUCCCCGCCUUCACAGCCCGUUCAUGACAUCUUGUUCAUCGCUCCCCUCCGCUGCCUUUCUCUCCUUCUCUUCUGCGUUCUCUUUCAGUCCACAUGUGACUGUGCGUCAUUUGCUUUCCUCUUCUUUGCGUGGGCCUUGCCGCCUCCUCCUUGUCCUCAUUUCACCAUUGCGUUGCCCCUUCAUUCGUCUCACGGCCACCCCCCCCAACACCACGACGCUCGUUUCUUCUGAUCUUGUUUCUUCUCAUUGCGUGGAAGACAUAGCCUUGUCGUCUAUGUGUGUGCCUGUGUGUGUGUGUGCCUGUGUGUGUGUGUUUGUGUGUGUGUGUGUGUGUGUGUGUG
Messenger RNA from Salpingoeca rosetta, 2708 nucleotides. Its product is annotated as TK protein kinase. The transcript is spliced from 15 exons. Gene Ontology annotation, molecular function: ATP binding; non-membrane spanning protein tyrosine kinase activity; protein binding. Lineage: Eukaryota; Choanoflagellata; Craspedida; Salpingoecidae. Bases 389 to 2314 code for a protein of 641 amino acids. Gene Ontology annotation, biological process: peptidyl-tyrosine autophosphorylation; intracellular signal transduction. The record is from RefSeq and is a predicted model, not a curated record.